Miscanthus lutarioriparius is the source of this 219-nucleotide messenger RNA. Lineage: Eukaryota; Viridiplantae; Streptophyta; Magnoliopsida; Poales; Poaceae. The record is from the annotation of a GenBank genome assembly.
AUGUCCAAGUUCUGCCGCUGCUACAAGCCGUGCUACGCCGACUGCCGGAAGGACACCCCGCCUUACCCCUGCAACUUCGGGUGCCUCCAGGACUGCUUCAACAACGCCCUGCUGCCGCCGGCGCGUCCGACGUCCCCCGCCGACUGCAACCGCAUCUGCCUCAUACGCGUCUGCGGCGUCAUGACUCAUGAGCACCGCCUCCAUGACGGUGGCAGGUGA